This is a messenger RNA of Trichomycterus rosablanca, 2717 nucleotides long. RefSeq names its product extracellular calcium-sensing receptor-like. The record is from RefSeq and is a predicted model, not a curated record. Gene Ontology annotation, biological process: G protein-coupled receptor signaling pathway. The transcript is spliced from 7 exons. Gene Ontology annotation, molecular function: G protein-coupled receptor activity. The coding region runs from base 1 to 2610 and encodes 869 amino acids. Gene Ontology annotation, cellular component: plasma membrane. NCBI's taxonomy places the organism in Eukaryota, Metazoa, Chordata, Actinopteri, Siluriformes, Trichomycteridae.
AUGAUUCUGGCACCACUCGGGACACCAGCUCCACCCAGGAACAUGUUCUGGACCGUGAAUGAAGGGAACCGAUCCACAACAGGACAACAAACUAUUACACAUUUACUAACUUACCCCUGUGAGCAAUUAGAGGGGCAAUUUCACCUAACGAGUCUGUAUAAGGAAGGUGACGUUAUAAUCGGGGGUCUCUUCCCCGUUCACUUCGAUGCCCCUGAACCCGAUCACACGUUCACGCAGAAGGUUCAGUCCGGCCGCUGUGGAAGCGCUGACUUGCGGUCGUACGGCUGGAUGCAGACUAUGAUCUUCACGGUGGAGGAGAUAAACCAGGACUCGGGUCUGUUACCCAACUUCACACUGGGUUACCUGGCUGCUGAUACCUGCCUGACCGAGGGCAGCACGCUUGGUGCCACGCUGGCCAUGGUGACAGGUCAGGAUGAGACGGUAUCUGCAGAACGGUGCACCACGGCACCGAACGUGCCCGUAAUUAUCGGUGACGCCCGUUCUUCUGCUUCCAUCGUGGUGGCUGACACGCUGGGUGUUUUUGAGAUCCCCAUGAUCAGCUACUUUGCAUCCUGCGCGUGCCUCAGUGACCGCACCAAGUACCCGACCUUCCUGCGCACCGUCCCCAGCGACGCCUUCCAGGCUAAAGCCAUGGCCCGUCUACUGAAACUCAUGGGCUGGAGCUGGGUGGGGGUCAUAUCCGGAGACGACGCCUACGGGAGGAGUGGCGUGCAGCUCCUGAUACAGGAACUGCAGGGCUCGGGAGUGUGCAUCGACUACUUGGAGAUCAUCCCCAAGUCCUUCGCACCGAGCAGGAUGAGAAGAAUUGUGGAGAGGAUCCAGAGCUCGAAGGCUCAGGUGGUGGCGACCUUCGCCAUCAGCCCUGAUAUGGAGGUCCUGCUGAAGGAGGUGGUGAGGAUGGACGUUUGUGAUAGGCAGUGGAUCGCGACCGAAGCCUGGAGCACCUCCAGCCAGCAUGCCGCUCUGAGCCCGGCGUGCCUGGCAGGGACUAUCGGCUUUGCUCUGAGGAGGGUUGAUAUCCCAAAUCUGGGCUCCUAUCUGACGCACGUAGAUUUGAACCAGUACCCAGAGGAGGAGCUGGUACAGGAUGUUUGGGAGGAGCUGUUUGGGUGCAGGAUUGGGCAGGACAAUGGAUCAGGACCCGCAAACCUACAGUGUACAGACCUGGAGAAAAUAAAGGAGCAAGGUGAAGCUUACUUUGAUAUUAACUAUAAUGUGUAUAAGGCGGUUUAUGCUAUUGCAAACGCUAUUCAGGACAUACUAGCAUGCCAACCUGGGAACGGACCGUUCGGGAACGGAGAGUGUCCUGAUAUUAACCCGAUAAAACCUAAACAGCUUCUGCACUACCUGAAAGCUGUACACUUCACAACACCGGUGGGUGAGGAGGUGAAUUUCGAUAAGAACGGGGAUCCGUCGGCCUCGUACGACAUCAUAAACUGGCACGUGGGAGCCGGAGGCCGGAUGGAGUUCUUACAGGUCGGACAGUUUGAUUCCGUGAAGGGACCAGAGCAGGAAUUUCAGCUGGAUCUGCCCAAGGUCUCGUGGGGAGGAAGCUUCGGUAACGAGGUGCCCGUGUCCGUAUGCAGUGAGAGCUGCCCGCCGGGCACCAGGAAGGCCGUGCAGAAAGGAAAACCCAUCUGCUGUUACGACUGUAUACCCUGCGCAUCAGGAGAGAUCAGCAACACCACAGACUCUAUAAAGUGCACCAGGUGCCCGGAUCGUUUCUGGUCCGGUGCUGAUCGGACAGAAUGUAUCCCGGUGAUUUUGGAGUUCCUGUCCUUCCAGGAUAACAUGGGCGUGGUCCUCUCCGUGCUGUCCGUCUCUGGAGCCGCUCUGACCGUCAGCGUCCUGCUCGCCUUCUUCCUCCACCGGGACACGCCGCUGGUCCGGGCCAACAACUCCGAGCUGAGCUUCCUCCUGCUCGUCUCACUCUCUCUCUGCUUCCUGUGCGCCCUGGCGUUCAUCGGGCGCCCGGCCUCGUGGUCCUGCAUGCUGCGCCACACUUUGUUCGGGGUGAGUUUCGUGGUGUGCCUGGCCUGUGUGCUCAGUAAGACCGUGGUUGUCCUGGUGGCCUUCAGAGCGACUCUGCCCGGCUCCAGCGUGAUGCGCUACUUCGGUCCGGUCCAGCAGAGGUCGGGCAUCUUCCUGUGUACGCUGGUACAGGUGGGCAUCUGCGUGCUGUGGCUGGUCCUGGCGCCUCCGACGCCCACCGAGAGCGCGGGGGGUGAGCUCGGGGCCCGGGUGGUCCUGCUCUGUGGCGUGGGCUCCAUGGUUUGUUUCUCUCUGGUCCUGGGCUACAUCGGCCUGCUGGCGGCCAUCUGCUUCCUGCUGGCUUUCUUCGCCCGGAAGCUUCCGGACAAUUUCAACGAGGCCAAAUUCAUCACCUUCAGCAUGUUGAUCUUCUGCGCCGUGUGGAUCGCCUUCGUCCCGGCGUACGUCAGCUCUCCGGGGAAGUACACCGUAGCCGUGGAGGUCUUCGCCAUCCUGGCGUCCAGUUACGGACUCCUGCUGUGUAUAUUCGGCCCCAAGUGCUACAUCAUUCUACUCAGACCAGAGAAGAACACCAAAAAGAACAUGAUGGCUAAAUAACGUGGGAUUAAUAACAGACGUGGUGGAUUUUAUAGAAAGACUUAUUUAUUUAAAGUUUAUUUAAUUCAUGUUGUUUUAUACAGUGAAAGUUUAUUUGCAUAAUUAUU